AAAAAAUAUAUUAUUAAUUCCGUCAGCUAUACACGGCAAAAACUCACAUUAUAUAAACUCUGCCAAAGCUGCAGAGACAACAACACAGAACUAGAAAAGAGAAACACUAUUAGAUCAUCACUUCUCAGAUUUCGAUAUUCCCAAUAAAUAAUAAAUACUCUCAGUUCUUCUCUUCUCCAAGAACAAAAAAAAAAAAUGAAUUCAGAAUCGCUAGAAAAUCUUCACCGUCCAUUAAUCGAAUCAUCGAAGUCGUUCGUCGAUUAUCGUCUCGAGACUGUGUUAACAGAUCGAGAGUUACCGUAUUUUCGCCGGAUUUAUCUAGCGAUGAUGAUUGAGAUGAAGUUUCUCUUUCAUCUGGCGGCUCCGGCGAUCUUUGUUUACGUCAUCAACAACGGCAUGUCAAUUCUUACACGUAUCUUCGCUGGACACGUAGGAAGCUUCGAACUCGCCGCCGCUUCACUUGGAAACAGUGGUUUCAACAUGUUCACCUAUGGACUUCUGCUUGGAAUGGGAAGUGCAGUGGAAACAUUAUGUGGUCAAGCACAUGGAGCUCAUAGAUACGAAAUGCUUGGAGUUUACCUCCAAAGAUCAACAGUUGUUCUAAUCCUAACAUGUCUACCAAUGUCAUUUCUCUUCCUCUUCUCAAAUCCGAUCCUCACAGCACUUGGAGAGCCAGAGCAAGUGGCAACAUUGGCUUCAGUAUUCGUCUACGGUAUGAUCCCGGUGAUCUUCGCUUACGCAGUCAAUUUCCCUAUCCAGAAGUUUCUCCAAUCACAAAGCAUCGUCACUCCAAGUGCCUACAUAUCAGCUGCAACGCUUGUGAUCCAUCUCAUACUUUCGUGGAUCGCUGUGUAUCGUCUUGGUUACGGUCUUUUGGCUUUGUCUUUGAUACAUAGCUUCUCGUGGUGGAUCAUUGUUGUGGCUCAGAUUGUUUAUAUUAAAAUGAGUCCGAGAUGUCGUCGGACUUGGGAAGGUUUUAGUUGGAAAGCUUUUGAAGGUCUUUGGGAUUUUUUCCGAUUAUCAGCUGCUUCUGCCGUCAUGCUUUGUCUUGAAUCUUGGUACUCUCAGAUUCUUGUUUUACUCGCCGGACUUCUCAAGAACCCUGAGCUUGCUUUGGAUUCUCUUGCUAUCUGCAUGUCAAUUUCUGCAAUCUCAUUCAUGGUCUCCGUUGGAUUCAACGCAGCUGCAAGUGUGAGAGUAAGCAACGAGCUAGGAGCCGGAAACCCGAGAGCAGCCGCGUUCUCCACAGUCGUGACAACGGGAGUAUCAUUCUUACUAUCGGUUUUCGAAGCCAUCGUGGUCUUAUCGUGGCGUCACGUCAUCAGCUAUGCGUUUACUGAUAGUCCAGCAGUGGCUGAGGCCGUUGCGGAUUUAUCUCCCUUUUUAGCCAUCACAAUUGUCCUCAAUGGAAUUCAGCCUGUUUUGUCCGGUGUGGCUGUUGGAUGUGGAUGGCAAGCAUUUGUUGCGUACGUAAACAUUGGAUGUUACUACGUUGUGGGGAUUCCAGUGGGAUUCGUUCUUGGCUUCACUUAUGAUAUGGGAGCUAAGGGAAUAUGGACUGGGAUGAUUGGUGGUACUUUAAUGCAAACAAUAAUCUUAGUGAUUGUCACUUUACGAACUGAUUGGGACAAAGAGGUAAAUUAUUUUUAUUUUUUUAAUCUAGGAGCAUUUUUAGGUUUAUAAUGAAAAGUUUUAUGCACAAAUCUUUGUAUGAGUUUUGGUAGAUAUGAUAAUGAUGGAAUUCAAUGAAUCGUGGUAUUAAUCUAAAUUUAUUUUGUAAUUUAGGUUGAGAAAGCUUCGAGCAGAUUGGACCAGUGGGAAGAGAGCCGUGAGCCGCUUUUGAAGCAAUAAAUAAAUUAAUGAAAUGAUUUGUUUAUUUUUAUUUUUUUUGGGAGUUUUGAGGUCAGAUUGAAAUCAAAAUUUUUGUUUCCCCGAAAUAUGGCGAUAGAUGAUCACUUGUAAGAUGCAUAUUCAAUUGUUAAACUCUCGUUUUUCAAUCGAAAAAUGUAUAUCGCUUUGUUAUUUAAUGACUUGGAAAUUUGAGUUUUUUUUUUGGUUUCUUGGUGUUGUGGGAGUUUUUUUUUUGAUGGACAUUUGAGAUUAGAAUAUAUAGGAGCAAAGUUGAAAGUUUAUUUCAGUGUAUGAUUGUAUAUGAAAAUAAAGAGUGAGUUGUUUCUUCUUACCAACUUCUGUCAGUUUUUAGCUAAAAGUUGAAGAAGAAAGGGUAUCUUUUCAACGUCUGAUUAAUAGGAGUUAGGACCAAAU
Arabidopsis thaliana (thale cress) is the source of this 2265-nucleotide messenger RNA. RefSeq names its product MATE efflux family protein. Bases 196 to 1683 code for a protein of 495 amino acids. The record is from RefSeq and is marked reviewed. Gene Ontology annotation, cellular component: membrane. NCBI's taxonomy places the organism in Eukaryota, Viridiplantae, Streptophyta, Magnoliopsida, Brassicales, Brassicaceae. The transcript is spliced from 6 exons. Gene Ontology annotation, biological process: xenobiotic detoxification by transmembrane export across the plasma membrane; transmembrane transport. Gene Ontology annotation, molecular function: xenobiotic transmembrane transporter activity; antiporter activity.